Molecule: messenger RNA, 1821 nt
Organism: Rotaria socialis
Lineage: Eukaryota; Metazoa; Rotifera; Eurotatoria; Philodinida; Philodinidae
Source: the annotation of a GenBank genome assembly
AUGGCGCUUAAUUAUGGAACAUUAAUACGUGCUGCUAGUAAGUUACCUGAACAACGAACACCAACGGAAAUCAAUGAUUUUAUCGUUCCAUGGCUUAAACAAUCAUUAAAAAAGAAGCAGGGAAUCUUUCAAAAAAUUUCUGAUGAUGUUAUCUACGAUAUUUGUAAGACAAUCAUGAUAGAACGACGUCCGGCAUGGGAUGUUGUUAUUCGUCAAAAUGAUCGAGGUGAUACAUUCUAUAUUAUAUUACAAGGAUCCGUUAAUAUCUAUCGUCUUGAUGACGAUAGCCCACAAGCAAUACCUGAAGAUUUCGAUUCAGUUACUGAAUUUACUAAACUUGAUGCUGAACCAGAAAAACGCGAAGAACUUAUAAUACAAACUUUCGGGAAUUAUGUUGUUACUUUAGUUGGUGGUUUUGAUUUCGGUGAACGAGCGCUUAUUACAAAUGAACCUCGUAGUGCUACUGUGAUGACAACUAUAGCAACAGAUUUAUUGGUUGUUGAUCGAGAAGUUUUUAGUCGUACACUUAAAUCAGCACACGAAAAAGAAUUACAAGAAAAAACGGAAUUUAUUAAUCGAUGUCCUUUAUUUUCUUCAUGGUCAGCAAGAUUGAAACGUCUUGUCAGUCUUAGUUUAGAACGUGGUCGAUUUGCCUAUGAUAGUAUGCUUUAUAAGCAAGGCACCUAUGCGGAUGCUGUUUACUUUAUAUGGAGUGGUGAAGUUAAAUUAAGCAUAGAUCCAUUACUUCAUUGGCUUCAAUAUCCACAUCUUCUUCCACAGUCAGACCCAAUGAAACAACGUGCUUUUGAACUCUUUCUCCCGAUGCUUCAACUUACGCGUCCAACUGAUACUGUAUCGCGAGAGAGUUUUGCUAUAAAACGACGUUAUAUGACAUUUGCUGAAGCUGAACGCGAACGUUCCCAUCGAAAUAAACAAGUUGCUCUAUUAAAUACGGGUGAUAUUAUUGGUCUCGAAUCUUACGUCUGCGAUUUAAAUACACAUAUGAAUUCAGCUCGAUGUACAGCGCCCUGUGAUCUUUUCUAUAUUUUAAAACAUAAUUUUGUUCGUUUACAAAAACGUCAUGGUACACAAGGUCUUAGCGAACGCUUACGCGAAAUCGUUCUUCUCUCAUUACAAGCCUAUCCACCACGAAUAUUACAUUUGCCAUUAAUUAAUUCUUUAAUGAAACGUCAGUUGGCAUCAGUAACAAAUGAUGAACAACAGCAAUAUCAUGCUAAACAAUCAUGGUUAUUUCAUCUUCAUAAUGCAACUCAUUCUAAUGUUCGUCGGCCAGGUGCAACAUCGGGUCAUACAUCAACAACAAAUAGUGCAUCAACAACACGUUCAUUACGCGCAAGAUCACUCGGCAAAGCAGCUGCAAUACAUUAUGUUACUAAUGAUCAUAUACGUGUUACUAAAAUCGAAGACCGUUUGAAACAAUGGCAUGCACAAAUGGGUGACGAUUCAAAAACACAAAUACGUUCAUUAACACGAUUUAACGUUGAAGGCGUGACAGGAAGUGCUCUAUCACGUUCAACACCAGCGGAUACGUUAGAAUCACAUUCAGACGGUACUGGCCUUUCGUCAAGUCUAUCCAGCGAAGGCAACGACGUACCUGCUCCGGUUGAAUCUCGUAUGGAAAUAUCUGUUAACAUGAACGACAAUCUAUCAACGUAUCCAGCUAGUACAUCCUCAUGUUCAAAAACUCAUUUACCUCAACUACGCAUUUGUACAAAACAAGAACGAUACGAAGAUCUUCGAGCCUAUCUCAAACAAGCAUGGAAAGAAUUUCUCAAACGACCUAUUCCAGCUGUUUAUUAA